This is a messenger RNA of Thunnus maccoyii (southern bluefin tuna), 4207 nucleotides long. RefSeq names its product gdnf family receptor alpha 1a (gene gfra1a). The transcript has 11 exons. The record is from RefSeq and is a predicted model, not a curated record. NCBI's taxonomy places the organism in Eukaryota, Metazoa, Chordata, Actinopteri, Scombriformes, Scombridae. Gene Ontology annotation, cellular component: signaling receptor complex; external side of plasma membrane. Gene Ontology annotation, biological process: nervous system development. Bases 535 to 2136 code for a protein of 533 amino acids. Gene Ontology annotation, molecular function: signaling receptor activity.
UACCACAAUAAGGGAGCGAGUUUGCUGUGAUGGGAAUGUCUAUCUUUGUAAAUUUAUGACGGGAUUACUGUAUACUUUAGUGCGAGGGGGAGAGCUGCACUCUCCUCCUGCUGAAUGCGCUAGACAGCAGUGGGACUCCAGUUGGCUGUGCGCGCUCAGACGCAAGCAUCCCACUGGCUGGAGUUGGAGGACACUCGCCCGUUUCUCUGCCACCGCUGCUCUGAUCCUUCGUCUCUUGUCUCCCUGCGGCGAGAAGACCACCCGCACGGGGAAGGAAAGAAAGAAAUAUCUGUGUCUUUUUUUUCUUUUCUUUUUUUUAAAUAUAGACUAUUAAGAGUCAGAGAAACUGUGCUGAAUCGGCACUGGACACUUUUUUUUUCCGAGGGGAGGUAAUUUCUCGUAUGAAGCGAGCUGGAUCUGUACAACGGAGCGCGCACUGCUACGUCUUUUCAAUGGAUUUUAAUACAGUGGAAGUACCCUGGGAAUUAAACUAAGUCGCUUUUAGUUCGCAAAUUCUCGUUCCAACAAGGGUUUAUGUUUCACAUGGAGGGGAAGACGAUGAUCCUCACAGUGCUGUAUGUCCUCCUGCCUCUUUUAGAUGUGUUGUCUUAUGCUGAGGAGAACCUGCGUGCUGGCGCCACCCGGCUGGACUGUGUGAGAGCCAGUGAGCAGUGCCUGAAGGAGCAGGCGUGCAGCACCAAGUACCGCACGAUGAGGCAGUGCGUGGCCGGCGGCAAAGAGAGCAACUUCAGCAUGGUGGCCGGCCUGGAGGCCAAAGACGAGUGCCGGAGCGCCAUGGACGCGCUCAAACAGAGCCCGCUGUACAACUGCCGAUGUAAAAGGGGGAUGAAGAAAGAGAAGAACUGCCUGCGCAUUUACUGGGGGAUCUAUCAGACAUUACAAGGUAAUGAUUUCUUGGAGGAUUCCCCAUAUGAGCCUGUGAACAGCCGUCUAUCUGACAUUUUCCGCCUGGCUCCCAUCAUCGAGGGUGGGGAACCUUGGAGCAGCUCCGCCACUUCCGCUCCAGGAAGGGGGGGCGACCAGGGCAGGGUAUCCCAGGGCAGAGAGCCCGCUCUGGGCAGAGGGAACCCCUCCUCAACGGAACUUCAGGAUCCCAGUAGAAACAGGAGAGCUCAUCCCAAUUGGGCCAUACUGGGUGAGCCUGCAGUGGCCAGAGAGAAUAACUGUCUGAACGCUGCCAAGGCCUGCAACCUGAAUGACACGUGCAAGAAGUACCGCUCAUCCUAUAUCAGUCCCUGCACCAGCCGCGUCUCCACUGCUGAAGUCUGCAACAAGAGGAAGUGCCACAAGGCCCUGCGGCAGUUCUUUGACAAGGUUCCUCCGAAGCACAGCUAUGGCAUGCUGUUCUGCUCGUGCCCGCUCAGCGACCAAACAGCAUGUUCUGAACGCAGGCGUCAGACCAUAGUCCCUGUCUGCUCGUACGAAGAAAAGCAAAAACCCAACUGUCUUGAACUGCAGGCCUCCUGCAAGACCAACUACAUCUGCAGAUCACGUCUGGCUGACUUCUUUGCCAACUGCCAGCCGGAGCCUCGCUCGUUGUCAGGCUGCCUGAAGGAGAACUACGCAGACUGUCUGCUGGCGUACUCGGGUCUGAUUGGUACGGUGAUGACGCCCAACUAUCUGCGCUCACCCAAGAUCAGCGUGUCUCCCUACUGCGACUGCAGCAACAGUGGCAACAACAAGGACGAGUGUGACAAGUUCACAGAGUUUUUCACAGAGAACACCUGCCUCCGUAACGCCAUCCAGGCCUUCGGGAACGGGACAGAUGUCGGGAUGUGGCAGCCGAUGUCCCCCGUCCAGACCACCACCUCCACCACCACGCCCUACCAGAGGAACCGCGAACGCAACCCCAACACCAUCGACAACCACAUCAACACAGACCCUGGCAUCUACCACUUCUGUGGCAGUCUACAGGCUCAGAAAUUGAAGUCAAACUCAACUGUUGAUGGCGUCUUAUGUGUGGACCCUCAGAUAGAUGGUCCAAGCACAUCCAACGCCAUUCUGAGAAACUCAGCUGCGUCCAGACGGCCUGCAGGUCUGGUCUCUCUGCUGCCCCCGCUGCUGUGGCUGUGGUACUGCAUCCUGCCAGCGCUGUCCUCGCCGGGCGUCUUGUAGCCUCACCGCUUUACAGCAACAAACUACAACGGACUGACAAACACACAUUUGUAUAAAAGAAAAAGCAAAACAAGAAAUUAUAUCCUUUCUUCUCAGUAAUACCUGUUGUACUUUUAUUUCCCUCUGGAUUCUAUCUCUCUCUUUUGAUUCCUACUUUGGUUUUUUUAAUGAAUUUUUGGGAAGCUUUGUUUUAUGUUGUUUUUUUUGGGUUUUUUUGCAUUGCAGCUGUGUGCUAAACAGUGAUCUACUUUAUGUGUUAACUCAGUUUGGCCGUGUGUUCCCUUUGGGUUAGUUGAGAAAAAAAAAGGGAUUUAAAGCUUCUGUGUUGCUUGAUUGGGCAGAAAUGAGAAAACACUCGAGGACCACAUUCCACUAAUACAACAACAGUACACACAAUGUAAAUUAGCAUCGAUUUUUGGAGUCGCCAAAUCAGUUUUCACUCACGUCUGUUUGUGUGUUGAGGCUAUAGGUGGGAUCUUUUGCUUAAAAGUCACAGUCAGUUCAGUAACGGCUACAUUUUAUCACUUGGGCAGCCUUUUAGGUGUUAUUCAGUCUCCUCUGUGGUUUGUGUAUGUUUUAAUGACGUGAUCUGGUAUUUUACAUUUUUAUUAGCUGAAUGAAAAGUUCAUCUGGAUAAUUUACCUGACAAAAUGUCACCUGAGAGCCUAGUUAACACCAAUAACCUAAACAUCAGAAAGCAAUGUGCGCCCAAACUGUCUUUACCGUAGCUCACACUGAACACACAUCGCCGCUGGCAAAAGCACACAGGCGAAGACCCACAAACACAUACUGCACAUAUUCACACAUUCAGACAGAAACACACAGCAACACACACACAGCGCCAGGCUUUCUGCUCCCUUUUUUUACACCUUGUUUUGCCAAGAGAGUGAUACUCAGAGAUCACAGAACGGUAGAUUAUACGCUGCUGUGGAUGGCUGAAUCCACUCGACUCAUUAGUGAUUGUACAUACUUGUAAUUGUUAAAAGUCCAAGCCAUGUUCAGUGUUUCUCUAUGGAAGCUGACAGAGAAGCUGCUGCAGUUUCACCUGAAUGAUUUUUUGGAGUUUUGAUGUACUUUUGCUGCACUGCGUCCACAAAAACAAGAGCUGAGGACAAAAAAAAAAAAAAUAGGCUAAUUGUUGUAGAGUAUAUUCAACAGUAACUCAUGCCUCCAUUGCUCCAAAGCUCAAAGUAUCCUUUUUCUGUCACUUCAGUGUUACAACUUAUUGCCUCAAUUGUGAAACUGUCAAAUAUGUUGGAGGAGGAGGCAAACUCUUCAAAUUGACCGUUUGCUAAGCCCCGUCACCCUUAGUUACUGCUGCUACACCUGUCAAGCUUUGCAUGCUAGUGCAAGACACAGUUUUGGAAGAAUUGGCCUUUAAUUUCAGACAGAAGUACACAAAAGUAGGCUUCUCAAUUUUAGCUGGUGACCGUCCAUUUUGUUGGCUAAAAUGACAACAUUUUAUCAGCUGUAGCUAGCCAGCUAAUUAAUAGAGUGCUGUGUGCUGGCUAUAAAACUUAUCCAGAUUACUUUUAUGAUGUUUCCAGCUCAAGUUGUUUUGUUUUUAAUCUGCAAUUUAUGGCUUUAUGUAGGAUAUCUUGCUAACUCCGCACUGAAAUAUGAACUAAAGCUAAUACUGUAGGUCCCACACAAAAAGUCACCAGUUGAUGAUCCAUGUAGAAGGAAAUAAAGGAACAACAUUGUUGUAUUGCAGGAUAGAGCUAAUUAGCCCUACAGCAUUAUCAGAAAAAUGUAAGAUUAGACUGUUAGUUUGUUCUAAUAUAACUCUGCCUUUAUAUAGAAAGACAUACUUGGACAAGCAACACAAAUGAGAGAGAAAAUAAAUGGCUUUAAGGAUGAUUAACUGAUGAGUUAGUAUCUUGAGUAAACCCAACAAAGAGCUGGACAGAGCCGCUAACGUUACCCUAAACUCUGGUAAGGUAACUCCAGCUCACAAUCAGUGGAUGUACUGGUCCCAAACUGGGCUUUUGCUUUUUCUAAAUGUUACCUAGAAUCCCACAAAAUAAGUUAGAUUGCUAAUAAUACAUACUACUACUGUAAGUAGUAAACU